This is a messenger RNA of Pseudomyrmex gracilis, 1640 nucleotides long. It is a transcript of the gene Ppcs, whose product is annotated as phosphopantothenate--cysteine ligase. Gene Ontology annotation, biological process: coenzyme A biosynthetic process. The coding region runs from base 204 to 1139 and encodes 311 amino acids. The transcript has 6 exons. The record is from RefSeq and is a predicted model, not a curated record. Gene Ontology annotation, molecular function: phosphopantothenate--cysteine ligase activity. Lineage: Eukaryota; Metazoa; Arthropoda; Insecta; Hymenoptera; Formicidae. Gene Ontology annotation, cellular component: cytoplasm; nucleus.
CACACGCGCACACGUGAUGUAAAGAGACAAAGGUGUUUCAAGUGUCAAAUAAACAAAUAUAUAUAUAUAUAUAUAUAAAGAAAUAUACAAAGAUUCUGAUGUAUGUAUACUUCAAAAUUCUUAAGCAAUUGAUUGACACCGAAGUGCCGCUUAAUCAUUAUAGCGAUUAAACUUGAUUCUUUUUGCUAAUCGAGGUAUUUACUAUGGUUUCCGCUUGGGAGGAAUUUUAUGCCAAACAACCACCGCCCCAAGAUUUGACAGAGAAUGAAAACAAACUUAAAGAAUUCACUCAGAAGCAUUUAAAAGAUGGCAAUAAGAUAGCGUUGGUGACGAGCGGAGGUACAACAGUGCCGUUGGAACACAACACGGUCAGGUUUGUUGAUAAUUUUUCAGCGGGAACAAGAGGAUCCGUUUCGACGGAAUAUUUUCUAGAACACGGAUACGCGGUUAUUUUUCUAUAUAGAAUUAAGUCCUUGGAGCCGUACUCAAGGCAUUUUGUAGGUCAGAAGUUCCUAGAUUUGCUUCAGAUAUCAGAUAACAGUGAAAAUCCUGUUGUAACAGUAUUACCGGAACACACACGGACGGUGGUAACGAUAUUGCAAAAAUACAAAGACGCGUUGGAUCGGCAAAAAUUGCUACAACUCACCUUCACAACUCUGUCCGAAUAUCUCUAUCUGCUUCGUUCCGCUUGUCAAGCUUUGGCGCCGCUCGAAAACAAAGCUCUCUUGUAUCUGGCAGCGGCAGUUUCCGACUUUUACAUUCCUCCUAACGAAAUGUCAGUUCACAAAAUUUCCUCGAGCGGACCGCCAACGAUAUCUCUUCAAUUGGUUCCGAAAAUCUUAGCUCCUUUGGUCAGCUUGUGGGUGCCCAAGGCAUUUGUGAUUUCUUUCAAAUUGGAAACGGACGAAAGUUUACUGAUCUCCAAAUCGCGAAACGCUUUGAACAAGUAUCAUCACAAUCUCGUAAUAGGCAACAUGUUGCACACCCGGAAACAAAAAGUGGUAAUUGUGAGCAAAGAAACUGAAUACGUCUUGUCGCUUACGAACGAGCAAUUGAACAACGGCGAAGAGAUCGAGCAGUUGAUAGUGAGCGAUCUCAGUAAAAAACACACGCAGUUUAUGUCCAACGAAGUUAGUUGAUCCGCUUUGCCUUAGGCUGUACUACGUGCAUUUUUAUUAGAAAUGUAUUUAAAAAAAAAAUAAAAAGAGGUAAAUUGAUCUUUGCGGUGAAAUGGGAAGAAUCUUAAAAAAAAAAAAAAAAAAAAAAAAAACAAAUGUUCUAUCACAUACUUUUGUGUAUAUAUAAACUGUAUCAUUACUGUGAAGCAAAAACCAGGUGUAUAGACCUCGGUUACACGAAGAAAUAUCGCUAUUUUAUAUAAUAAAUAACUUAUCUACAAAAAUUUUUACAUCGCCUGCUUCUCUCUCCCACAGAAAUAACAAACCGAAUACAAAUAAUAAAAUGUUUUUCCACGCCUUUAAGGAGGCCCCCCCUAAAAACAUAAACAACCGUCACGACUCCCAAGUCUCCAAUUUGUUUUUCUUACUUUAUCGACCGUUUUAACUCGACAACAUUUAAACAUCCCUAAUUUUUAACUUGUAUUGAGAAGAACACAAGUGUUCAAAAAAAAAAAAAAAAAA